AUGGCUUAUAAAUUUAUUAUUACAUUAUUUAUUAUUGUAAAUUACCUUAAUUUAAGUGUGUGUUAUCAAGUUAAGGAUGGUCCAUUACUUACUUACAGACCGCCAUGGUUGAAACAAUGUCGUCGUUCGGAUCCUAAACUAAAUCAAUGUUUAAACAAUUUAUUUGAUGUUAUGUUUCCUGCAUUAGCAAAAGGAAUUGAUGAGAUUAACGUCGAUGCGUUUGAGCCGCUGUAUUUAGAUAAGGUAUCAGUGACAAAAGGCUCGGGUGCUGUCACUUUAUCAGGAAGUUUUCUUAAUUUAACUGUUGUUGGUCCAUCAAACUCCACACCAACUUAUACCGAUAUAAAUUUGGCAAAAAGAAAACUUAAUUUUGGAAUAUAUUUGCCUCUACUGGACAUCAAAUCAAAAUAUAACCUAAAAGGACAUAUUCUAAUCCUGCCUCUGGUGGGACACGGCAAUUGUGAGAUGAAACUAGCCGGAGUGGAUACAAAAGUCAAGGCUGAAAUCAGUAUGCACCAAAAAGAAGGAAAAGAAAUUUUGAGAAUCGAUAACAUGAGAGUGUCAUUCACUGUGGAGAAAAUUCGGGUUCGAUUAGACAACUUGUUCAAUGGAAAUAAAGUUUUAGGUUUAACAGUGAACACAUUCUUGAAUCAACACGGUUUGGAAAUCGUGCAAGAAUUGGAAGAACCGAUUGGUGAAAGUCUCGCGCAGAUAUUCAAAGACAUUAUAAACAACGUGUUUACAAAGUUGCCUACGGAUUUGUGGUUACCGCAAGAAAAUGAAACAAAUGCAACAGAGAAAAAGAGUUAA
This is a messenger RNA of Dalotia coriaria, 810 nucleotides long. Its product is annotated as protein takeout-like. The transcript is spliced from 5 exons. NCBI's taxonomy places the organism in Eukaryota, Metazoa, Arthropoda, Insecta, Coleoptera, Staphylinidae. The record is from RefSeq and is a predicted model, not a curated record. The coding region runs from base 1 to 810 and encodes 269 amino acids.